This is a messenger RNA of Symphalangus syndactylus (siamang), 2309 nucleotides long. It is a transcript of the gene MOCS3, whose product is annotated as molybdenum cofactor synthesis 3. Gene Ontology annotation, molecular function: thiosulfate-cyanide sulfurtransferase activity; URM1 activating enzyme activity; adenylyltransferase activity. Gene Ontology annotation, biological process: protein urmylation; tRNA wobble position uridine thiolation. NCBI's taxonomy places the organism in Eukaryota, Metazoa, Chordata, Mammalia, Primates, Hylobatidae. Gene Ontology annotation, cellular component: cytoplasm; cytosol. The record is from RefSeq and is a predicted model, not a curated record.
UUUAUCCCAGUCGCUAGGAAACAGAAGCCGGAAGCGGAAAUGCCUUCACGACAACGUCCGGAAGAGGUCGCCAUGGCUUCUCAGGAGGAGGUACUCGCCUUACAAGCUGAAGUUGCCCAACGUGAGGAGGAAUUGAAUUCGCUGAAGCAGAAGCUGGCGUCGGCCCUUUUGGCUGAGCAGGAACCGCAGCUAGAACGGCUGGUUCCGGUGUCGCCGCUUCCGCCGAAGGCCGCUCUGUCCCGAGAUGAGAUUCUGCGCUAUAGCCGGCAGCUAGUGCUGCCCGAGCUGGGCGUGCACGGGCAGCUGCGCCUGGGGACCGCGUCCGUGCUAAUCGUGGGCUGCGGUGGGCUCGGCUGUCCAGUAGCGCAGUACUUGGCAGCGGCCGGCGUGGGCCGCCUUGGCCUUGUGGACUAUGACGUGGUAGAGAUGAGCAACCUGGCCCGCCAAGUGCUGCAUGGCGAGGCACUGGCUGGCCAGGCCAAGGCCUUUUCGGCCGCCGCCUCGCUGCGUCGCCUCAAUUCGGCAGUGGAAUGCGUGCCAUACACUCAGGCCCUUACGCCAGCCACUGCCCUAGACCUGGUCCGCCGAUAUGAUGUGGUGGCUGACUGCUCGGACAACGUGCCCACUCGCUACCUGGUUAAUGACGCAUGUGUGCUGGCGGGUCGGCCCCUUGUGUCUGCCAGUGCCUUGCGCUUCGAGGGCCAAAUCACAGUCUACCAUUAUGACGGUGGGCCUUGCUAUCGCUGCAUAUUCCCCCAACCACCCCCAGCGGAGACAGUGACCAACUGCGCGGACGGCGGGGUGCUCGGUGUCGUAACUGGGGUCCUGGGCUGCCUGCAGGCCUUGGAAGUGCUGAAAAUCGCUGCGGGUUUGGGCCCCUCUUACAGUGGCAGCUUGUUGCUCUUUGAUGCCCUGAGAGGGCAUUUCCGCUGUAUUCGGCUGCGGAGCCGCAGGCUCGACUGUGCAGCUUGCGGGGAACGGCCCACUGUAACUGAUCUGCUGGACUAUGAAGCCUUCUGUGGCUCCUCAGCCACUGAUAAAUGCCGCUCUCUGCAAUUACUGAGCCCAGAGGAGCGUGUUUCUGUCACCGACUAUAAGCAACUUAUGGAUUCUGGGGCAUCUCACCUGUUGCUGGACGUCAGGCCUCAGGUGGAGGUGGACAUUUGUCGUUUGCCUCAUGCCUUACACAUCCCUCUGAAACAUUUGGAACGCAGGGAUGCGGAGAGCCUGAAACUCUUAAAAGAAGCAAUCUGGGAAGGGAAGCAGGGCACACAAGAAGGGGCUGCUGUCCCCAUUUAUGUGAUUUGCAAACUGGGAAAUGACUCACAGAAAGCCGUGAAGAUCCUCCAGUCCUUAUCAGCAGCUCAAGAGUUAGACCCUUUAACAGUUCGGGAUGUUGUGGGGGGCCUCAUGGCCUGGGCGGCCAAAAUCGAUGGAACAUUUCCACAGUACUAAGGUGACUGGUAUAGUCUGAUGAGAAAGAUGUGGAUUGCCAUAAUACCUCAAAGAUACACUUGUUUGCAUUUUUCAGUAAUAUACAUAGGAGCUGGAGAUUCUACAGUAUCUGAAUACAUGGACUCCUUUUUUAUAAGGAGUGUUAAAAAUUGUUAUGUAUUGGAUGACUUAAUGGAUUAUACUGUUUCUGAGAACCAUCUUUUUUUUUUUCAGCACACGGAGGGUGUCUUGGACAUGUGAGAUGUAACGUGACAAGAUUUUGUAUUUUAAACUGCAGAUCAUUUACCUGUCCUUAUUUUCCACCUACCCCAGUCAAAAUGCUUUCUAAAUCAUUUUCACAGAUUAUAUACUUAGGAUCUGUUUACUGUUCAGUUAAGAAAUUCUUGGAUCUUAUUAAUAUUUCAUACGAUAGAAUACAUCCUACAGAAAUACAUGUUUAAAAUGUAAAUUGUUUUAAUUAUUCAGAAAGGGGGUCAUUCUAUUUGGCAUUUUGAAUUAGUAUCAAAAUGAGAUUUUUGUUUUUUUUGAGAUGGAGUCUCGCUCUGUUGCCCAGGCUGGAGUGCAGUGGUGUGAUCUCAGCUCACUGCAACCUCUGCCUCCCACGUUCAAGCGACUCUCCUGCCUCGGCCUCCUGAGUAGCUGGGAUUACAGGCGCACGCCACCACGCCCGGGUAAUUUUUGUAUUUUUAGUACAGAGGGGGUUUCAGCAUGUUUGUCAGACUGGUCUCAAACUCCUGACCUCGUGAUCUGCUUGCCUCGACCUCCCAAAGUGCUGGGAUUACAGGCAUGAGCCACCACACCCGCCCAAGAUCUUUAAAGUUUACCAAAAUAAAGGAAACCACCUUUGUAGUCUG